UUAGGAACCUGCAACCCAUUUCCCUCUUUGCUUCAGUCCCGCAUUGCAUCUGAGCGGAAGGUGGUGGGGCGACUGAAGAAGAACCUGGUGUCCUGCAGCUCGUGUUCAUAGGACGGGCGGGGCCUCGAGGGAGCGCUGUCCGAACUGACCUCGGAAACCGAAGUACCCGUUGUGUUUGUGAAAAAGAGAAAGAUAGGCGGCUAUGGUGCAACUCUGAAGGCUUUUCAAGAAGGCAGACUUCAAAAGCUACUAAAAAUGAAUGGCUCUGAAGAUUUCCCGGAGUCCUACGACUAUGACCUCAUCAUCAUUGGAGGGGGCUCAGGAGGCCUGGCAGCUGCCAAGGAGGCAGCCAAGUAUAACAAGAAGGUGAUGGUCCUGGAUUUUGUCACUCCAACCCCUCUUGGAACUAGAUGGGGUCUCGGAGGAACGUGUGUGAACGUGGGUUGCAUACCGAAGAAGCUGAUGCACCAGGCGGCUUUGUUGGGACAAGCCCUGCAAGACUCCCGAAACUAUGGCUGGGCUGUCGAGGAAACCGUUAAACAUGACUGGGCAAAAAUGACAGAAGCUGUGCAGAAUCACAUUGGCUCCCUGAACUGGGGCUACCGUGUGGCCCUGCGGGAGAAGAAAGUCACCUAUGAGAACGCAUAUGGGCAGUUUGUUGGUCCUCAUAGGAUUAAGGCAACAAACAACAAAGGCAAAGAAAAAAUUUACUCAGCUGAGAGAUUUCUCAUUGCUACAGGUGAAAGGCCUCGUUACUUGGGCAUCCCUGGCGACAAAGAAUACUGCAUCAGCAGUGACGAUCUUUUCUCCUUACCUUAUUGCCCGGGGAAGACCCUGGUGGUCGGAGCAUCCUAUGUGGCUUUGGAAUGUGCCGGAUUUCUUGCUGGGAUUGGUCUAGAUGUCACUGUUAUGGUACGGUCCAUUCUCCUUAGAGGAUUUGACCAGGACAUGGCCAACAAAAUUGGUGAACAUAUGGAAGAACACGGUGUCAAGUUUAUAAAACAGUUUGUACCAAUAAAAGUUGAACAGAUUGAAGCGGGGACACCAGGCCGACUCAGGGUGGUAGCUAAGUCCACCAAUGGUAACGAAGUCAUUGAAGGGGAGUACAAUACGGUAUUGCUGGCAAUAGGAAGAGAUGCUUGCACAAGAAAAAUUGGUUUAGAAACCGUGGGGGUAAAGAUAAAUGAAAAGACUGGAAAAAUACCUGUCACAGAUGAAGAACAGACCAGUGUGCCUUACAUCUAUGCCAUCGGCGAUAUUCUGGAAGGGAAGCUGGAGCUCACCCCAGUGGCCAUCCAGGCCGGAAGGCUGCUGGCCCAGAGGCUUUAUGCCGGCUCCACUGUCAAGUGUGACUAUGAAAAUGUUCCAACUACUGUAUUUACUCCUUUGGAAUAUGGUGCUUGUGGUCUUUCUGAAGAGAAAGCUGUGGAGAAAUUUGGGGAAGAAAAUAUUGAGGUUUACCACAGUUACUUUUGGCCAUUGGAAUGGACGAUUCCAUCAAGAGAUAGCAACAAAUGCUACGCAAAAAUAGUCUGCAAUAUGAAAGACAAUGAACGUGUUGUGGGCUUCCACGUGCUGGGUCCAAAUGCUGGAGAAGUUACACAGGGCUUUGCAGCCGCGCUCAAGUGUGGACUGACCAAGGAGCAGCUGGACAGCACCAUCGGAAUCCACCCCGUCUGUGCAGAGGUAUUCACGACUCUGUCGGUGACCAAGCGCUCUGGGGGAAGCGUCCUGCAGGCCGGCUGCUGAGGUUAAGCCCCAGUGUGGAUGCUGUUGGCAGGAUUCCAAACCACUGCUGUGUUUCCUCGCCCGAAUCCAAGGCGGAGCUUUCCGGAAGUUUCUUGGGCUUGGACCUGUGUGCCCUGCGCAGACACUAGCCAGGCCCCCUUGGAUCUCAUGGGUGGGAGGCGGUGGAUGGAAGGCAGGCAGCAUCACACUGGGGUCACCAUGACGGACUCGAAACUGACCUUUGGCAGUGCAUCGAACGGAUGCGUCCAUGAAGUCACUGGCCUCAAACCUACCACGGUGGGCCAUGAUGGAACAACUGUCGAAGCAGUUUUAGCAUGACUUUUCCUUUGUGGGUUUUAUUUUCAUUGUCAAGCUUUCUCAUGUUGAUUAUUGUUCUUCUCUUUUCUCCAAGGAGUUAAUUGUACUAGAGAUGAAAAAUGUCAGCCCUCGAUUUAUGUCUAAAACCAAGUCAUGGCUCGAGUAUGCAAAUGAAGUGCCCUCUUGCUCGGAAGGCAUGGUUUAGCUCACUUUGAGACCAAUAGGCCUGUCCCACAAAAGAGAACUACCCUGGGACUCGACUACUGUUAUACUCAACUGGCUUGUAUAGCAGUGUCUCAGCUACUAAGUUACAUGUUCAAAACAAGUAAAUUGGUGAUGCACUCUGGCCAAAUUUGCCCCCAUAUGCUAUAUCACUAAUUAUUAUUAUUUUUAGUUCUGUUUAGGAAAGGAAAUGGCCACUUGGCCAGACUGUUUGAAGUAGUAUUCCACUGCAUGGAACUUGGUGGUCUAGUAUGAUUUCCACCAUUAUUCAUCAUAGAAGCAGAUGUACACUUUAAAUGCGGAAAAACAGUGAAUGUCUUCAUUUAGUUUAUUGUAUGCUGAUUGAUCUAAGUGAGCUGAAACACUUCACACUUGUUUAAGACUUUUUUUGGUAGCCUUAGCUUUACGCUAAAAACAAAAUAUCACGGCUUUAUUUUUCAUGUGUGUUAUGCAUCUGUGC
Molecule: messenger RNA, 2728 nt
Organism: Hipposideros armiger (great roundleaf bat)
Lineage: Eukaryota; Metazoa; Chordata; Mammalia; Chiroptera; Hipposideridae
Gene: TXNRD1
Product: thioredoxin reductase 1
Exons: 15
Coding region: 256-1749 (497 amino acids)
Biological process (GO): cellular response to oxidative stress; glutathione metabolic process; cell redox homeostasis
Cellular component (GO): mitochondrion; cytosol
Molecular function (GO): flavin adenine dinucleotide binding; thioredoxin-disulfide reductase (NADPH) activity; glutathione-disulfide reductase (NADPH) activity
Source: RefSeq, a predicted model, not a curated record